Cinara cedri is the source of this 774-nucleotide messenger RNA. NCBI's taxonomy places the organism in Eukaryota, Metazoa, Arthropoda, Insecta, Hemiptera, Aphididae. The record is from the annotation of a GenBank genome assembly.
AUGAUCCCGCCUUUAUUAGAAUUUUUAAAUAUAAAGAUGAAUAAGAACUUAUUUGAUCAUUUGUCUAAAAAUUUGACAGAAAAUUAUGGUGAUUACUUAGCUUGUUUUUUAGAUACCUUGAAAAUUGCAAGUAGUUUUAUGAUUCAAGCGUUAAGCUCAAGCUUUAAUUUAGUUUACAUAAUAUCACUAAUGGUGAUUACUCCUGUAAUAUUUUUCCACGUAUUACGUGACUUACCUUUAAUUAUAGAAAAAGCUAAUAAUCUCAUUCCUAUUCCAUACAGGGAAAAAGUUGCAGAUUACUUUUCAAGGGUAGAUUUCAUCAUCUCCAAUUACCUUAAAGGACAGAUCAAUGUAUGUAUUGUCAUGAUGAUAUUCUACUCUAUAGGUCUAAGUAUUUUAGGGUUAAACCAUCCUAUUAUUAUAGGAAUUUUAUCGGGAGCAUUAACAUUUAUACCUUAUAUAGGAGCGUUAUUAUAUUCCACUAUUGGGUUUCUGAGUGCUGUCACUCAAUUUCAUGAAUGGUUUGAAAGCAUGGCCGUUUUAUUGCUAUUUUUAACUGGUCAAUUGAUAGACUCAAACAUACUGGGUCCUUUAUUAAUAGGAAAAAAAGUCCAUAUACAUCCAGCUGUUAUUGUUAUUGGUAUUACUAUAUGUGCUUCGUACUUUGGUUUUAUAGGAAUAUUACUCUUUAUUCCAAUAGUUGCAGUGUUUAGUGUAUCAAUGGAUCUUGCAAUUGAUAGAUAUCGUAAAAGUGAAUUUUACAAAAAAGGUUGA